This is a messenger RNA of Priceomyces carsonii, 2118 nucleotides long. RefSeq lists its product as uncharacterized. The record is from RefSeq and is a predicted model, not a curated record. Gene Ontology annotation, biological process: DNA-templated transcription; regulation of DNA-templated transcription. Gene Ontology annotation, molecular function: DNA-binding transcription factor activity, RNA polymerase II-specific; DNA binding; zinc ion binding. The coding region runs from base 1 to 2118 and encodes 705 amino acids. The transcript has a single exon. Gene Ontology annotation, cellular component: nucleus. NCBI's taxonomy places the organism in Eukaryota, Fungi, Ascomycota, Pichiomycetes, Serinales, Debaryomycetaceae.
AUGGAUGAACCAAAAACAGACGAGAAAAAAGUCCCAAAAGUCGUCAGAUCAGCUGGAGCCAAAAGGGGAAGAAGAAGAGCCCCAGUUUCUUGCUUGCCGUGCAGAAAAAGAAAAAUAAAAUGUGACAAAGCAACACCCUGUGCCAGUUGUGUCGACUCUGGCUCUACGAAUCUAUGCAUAUAUACGGAGCAGCCAUGGAAAAAGGAUGUCGGUGACUCCUUUAGUAGUUCAAAUUCAUUGAGAGAGGUUGAACUUUUGAACAAUCGAAUAAAAUACUUGGAAGGCAUCUUACAGGAACAACUAAAAACAUCUUACAUGGCAUCGCCUAUGAUUUCAGAUUCGUCUCAAUCUCCAAAUUGUAACGAGAAUAGCAAGAUGAUAGAUAUUAGUGAAAGAUUUGACAUGCUUACCAUCAAACACUCAAAAGUGUUUCAUGUUGGACCAACAUCUUAUUAUUCUCUUAUUUUAAAUGAUCCUGUCACAAAGUCUGCUUUUGAAAAGUUCAUCUCUGAAAGGGCUGCUCAAUUUAAUAAGUGUUUCUAUGAUCAAAAAGUAGCUGUACGUUUCAAUGAAAGUUUUAAGGAAAAGCUUCCUGGUUGGAAUUCAAUUUCAUUUUUGAUAGAUAGAUUUUUUGAAGCGUGUUAUUUCUUUGCACCGUUCAUUAGCAAGUCAAAACUAAUGGCUGAGUUGAAAGAUUUUUUAAUUAUAAAGGAGGACUUUAUUACAGUCGAUAUUUCGAAACAACGAGAUAAUAUUACAUUUGCGAUCCUUUUGAUAAUAUUGAGAUUUGCUUAUCUCUCAUUGCCUAAGAAAGAGGGGCACGGAUCUUUCUUUGAUUCUGAACAAGACUGGAUUGGCGAUAAUAUAAAUGAUAUAACAAUUGAACUGGAAUACAUAGACGUUGCUACGGAUCUUCUUAUUUCUCCUCAGAAUAUGAAGUUGUUCACUUUAGAAACCAUCCAAGCUCAUGUUUUAUUGCUUAUAUAUAAAUUACAUUGUCCCGAGGGUGCAGAAGGAGGACAAGAAAUGAAUAUUUUACUAGGCAGUAUCAUUCAGAUGGCCAGACAUCAGGGUAUUUCUAUGGAUACAAGAAAAUAUGCCGGUGGCAUUUUGAGCGAUGACGACGCUUACGUUUGGAAGAAGCUUUGGGUUCAACUUUUAUUCUUAGAUUCUUCUUUUGCAUUCACUUUUGGAAUGCCAAUGUUGAUAACAGAAGAGGAAUUUGAUUGUCAGUUACGGCUCACUUCGAAUUUAACUUCGAGCUUGAAACUUGAAGAGGCACUUGUAGUGAAGCAGCUUUCUUUAAAGAUAUCUUCAAUUAAGUUAAUGAGAAAGCUCGUUCAGGACACAAAACAGACGAAAACUGAAAGGUCGAGCCUUUUAGAAGGAAUAAGAGAUGUUAAUUAUUUCAUGUCUACUAAAAUAAAAACAUUUCACGAACUUUGUCACGUUGAAAAUAUUGUGGGAAACAAAAAUGAUAGGCUUCAGGAACUUCUGCUCCGCAUUGAUCUUGUAGUUAAUUUAUACAUCCUCCACUACCUUUUGUUUUUGACAGCAGAUGAAAAACUCGAGAGAUCUUUGCAAAUGAAACAAUUUGCUUUGUUUCUAGAGCAAGGAUUAAUGAUAUUGAAAAUCUCAGACGAAGUUUCGAAAGAUAUGUGCACUUUGUUCCCCUCUGAGCUAAAAGUAUUUCUCCAUACUACCGUGUGGAGCGCACUUAUGAAAGUGCUUCCUUCUUUCUUCGGUGCUCUUCUAAGGAUAUACGAUAGAACAUUUUCUUUGCCUGAGGCUUCGUUGCUUUUUGAAUCUAUAGAUUCAUUUAGGUUAAUAUCAUGGGCUGGAAUUGAUUACGAUGAUGAGGAGAAAAGUAUUGACACGUUUAGCAAAAUACUCAAGGAAAUUUACUUUAGCUUAAUUGAGGACUCAGAAAGUAACUUUCAUCGUCAACAAGUUUGUUUUGUCUUUCAAAUAUUAUUCGACUAUUUGUAUACCAUAUACAAUAUUCCGAUUUUUGACCUUAACUCUGAAGACCCAAAUAAAUCAAAGGAUGACAAAAAAAUGAUAGAUGAUUUUGACGAUUUUUUCGAGUUGGAUUAUCUAAUAUUUAACAAUACUUAA